AUGACAUCUGUGAGCACCGGCAUCCUGAAGCUGUGGGCGGAGCAGGCGUCUCAGAAUCAGCUGAAUGGCGGAGGACUUGGAGUAGUGCAGUCGCUCUGGGGUUACGUCACAACCACCUCUGCUGGAUUUCAUCCCAGUCAGGUGGCUCUUGUUCUGGAUAUAUUAGGGAACGUCACAAGUAAUAUGGAGCUGGAAAGUCUCUAUUUCAGUGUGGAUGCAGUAAACAAAGUUCUCGGCAUUGCCGACCAGCUGAUAAGUGACAUGUCCUCUGAUCCAUCAUUGAGUGUGAAGGAAAGUCUUGGUCCUCGGCUUCUCUGGUGUCUUGAGAAUCUCUUCCCGGUGAUGUCCUUCACUUCCGAACCCUUCAGUUUUUCCUACAAUAACUUAGCCCUCCAAUACACCGUGACCUCAUGUGACUCUCUAGAAGGUAAUCAGAUUAUGCACCUUGAUGUCACCAACACCACCAUAUCUCUGCCCGGAGACUACACCUCAGACUGUGAUGUCACCAUAUUCUCCAUGACUUAUAAACCCCAGAACGGAACAUUUAGCAGUCAGUAUGACAACGGCGGGAAGACGGGUUACUCCUAUUACUUGGCCAGUGAGAUACAAACAAAGGUUAUGAUGCUUAAUAGUGAGAGUAAUCACGUGGCCAAUAUAAAGAUGAUCUUCACGUGUGGGACCAGUGACUGUGACCGGACUGCUGUAUGUGUCUUCUGGGAUUUCACCCUAAACAUGUGGUCAUCAAAGGGUUGUCAAACCCAAGUCACCGAUGGGAUGACCCAAUGUAUCUGUGAUCACCUGACCUCUUUUGCGGUCUUGAUGUCCGGCUCCAUCCCAGGUGACGACCUUAAUGACACCAUAUUGAGCUACAUCACGGAGGUCGGCCUUGUCCUCUCCAUUGUGUCUCUUCUCCUUUGUAUCUCCAUACAAGUCAUUCUUCUGAGGAGGUCCAGGAAGGACGUGGCGGUUUACAGACACGUGUCCAUCCUUCACAUAUCCGCUUUCCUAUUCAUUUUUAACGUCUCAUUUUUGGCCUCUGACUUCAUUAAGCAGGACACCCAGGAGACCCUCUGUGUGGCCCUCACCUUCUGCUCCCAUCUCUCCCUGUUGGGUUUCUUCUGCUGGACCUUGGUGCAGGGAACAUUUUUGGUCUGUCGAUUAGUUUUUGUUUUCCACCAUGUGACAAAGACAGAAUUCCUGGUCCUCUCCAUUGUACUGGGAUAUGUCUGCCCUUUGGCCAUAGCCUUGGGGACCUUCUUGGUGUACUUUCCGCAUCAUUACAAGAUGGACGAGACCUGUUGGCUGGAUAGACGAUCUGGGGCCUUGAUGGCAUUUACUGUCCCAGUCAUAAUAAUUAUGGUCCUAAAUUUUCUCAUUCUCAUCCUGGUGAUCCAGAAGCUUCUCAGACCAUCAAUCUCCGAAGGGAAGAGUGAAGAUGAGGAGGUGGUGAAGAAAUUGGCUAAAGCUGUACUCUUCUGUGUGCCCCAGUUUGGGUUGACCUGGGCAAUCGGGAUUCCCAUAUUUGCAGGCAACAAAGAUCUCUCUUUACAAUACUUGUUUUGUUUGCUCAACCCUCUCCAGGGCUUCUUCAUUCUGCUUUUUGCAUGUCUCAUGGAUAAAAAGGUGAUGGAUCUGAUCAAGAAACGUUUCAUAAAGAGCGCGGACACCAACAGCACGGUAACUACAAUAAGCAGCUGAAUCUCAUCUUACUAUAUGGUUCGGCAGGAAGAGAGUUGGCCGAGAAGAAACCAUUCAAGGUUGUCUGGAGGAUUUCCUCAAGAUCUCACUCAAGCGCUGAUGGCCCGUCCUUCAUAUAGAACAUUCAUGUUUGGUUGGUUGGACUCCAACCCUAAAUACAACCAGGCUGGUCCUUAGCCCCGUUCACUAAAAUGGGAGGUCCUAGUGGUCCAGGGAGCGAACAUAUGAGGUGCUGUAUAGUGCGGUCCUCAGCCUGUACAGCCAGUAAAGCCACCCUGGGCCCCCUAUGGUAUUUUUUGUCACUUAAAGGGGUACUCCGUCCCUGGACAUCUUAUCCUGGGGGUCCUGCCGUUGGGGACCCCUGCAAUCUCUUCUGCAGCACCCCCGCCCCUCAUGACGUCACACCCCGCCCCCUCAAUGCAAGUCUAUGGGAGGGAGUGUGACAGCAGCCACGCCUCCUCCCAUAGACUUGCAUUGAGGGGGUGUGGCCGUGACGUUACGAGCCUCUGGCGCCGAACCCCACGCUCUAAAUGAAUGCUGGGUGCAGCACGGAGAUCGCAGGGGUCCCUAGCGUCUGCGAUUAGACAUCUUAUCCCCUAUCAUUUUGGAUAGGGGAUAAGAUGUCCAGGGGUGGAGUACCCCUUUAAUAACAAAGUAUCGUCUCCCCCAAUUCUCUCUGGUCCUGCUGUGAGUGACGUGACCCCCCCACAAUGUGCCGUUCUCUGGAGACCCCAUUCCUGGGCCCCUCUAUAUCAGUGGCUUCUCUUAAUUUUGUUUGUUUUUCUUUAAAAAAAUUGUGAUAUUGUUAUUAAUA
This is a messenger RNA of Hyla sarda, 2512 nucleotides long. RefSeq names its product adhesion G-protein coupled receptor F3-like. The record is from RefSeq and is a predicted model, not a curated record. The coding region runs from base 1 to 1698 and encodes 565 amino acids. Gene Ontology annotation, molecular function: G protein-coupled receptor activity. NCBI's taxonomy places the organism in Eukaryota, Metazoa, Chordata, Amphibia, Anura, Hylidae. The transcript is spliced from 7 exons. Gene Ontology annotation, biological process: cell surface receptor signaling pathway; G protein-coupled receptor signaling pathway. Gene Ontology annotation, cellular component: membrane.